UCUUUUAUCUCAUCCGCUCGCCUCGCGUACGCUCUCCGCUACUACUUCAGUUCUCGCUCGUUCUUAUCCUCCUCUGCCAGCAGUGACUCACCUCGCCACCACGGCCACGGUCUCCUCCUCCUCCUCCACACCUUUAUAAUUUGUACCAGCUGCCUUCUUUCCACCAGUCGACGACGACACGGCUCGGUUGUUGCUUUGAUCGAUCUGAGCUGCGUUCGCUUGCCUUGAUCUGAGAUCGGCGUUGGUCGGGGAGAGUCAAGAGUUGGGGAUAUAUACAUGGACGCGUACGCGUGGUGCCGGCGCGGCGGCGCGGCGGAUUGCGAGGAGCAGGAGGAGGAUAUCGGGUCGCCGUCCACGUCGGCGGGGAGCUCGGCGCGGUCGUCGGGGUCGUCCUCGGAGCUCGCCGACGACGCGAGCUCCUCCUCCUCCUCCAGCUCGGCGGAGCGCCGCUUCGAGAUGUCCGACCUCAUGACGCAGCUCCCGUUCAAGAGGGGGUUGUCGAGGUUCUUCGACGGAAAGUCGCAGUCGUUCGCGUCGCUGGCGGCGGUCGCCUCGCUGGAGGACCUGGCGAAGCCGCCGAGGAAGCGCCUCAAGCCGUCGCAGAGCUGCGGGGGAGGCCUGGACGCGCACCGCGGGCGCGUCCUGUCGCCGCGCCGGCAUUGCCCCAAGGCCGUCGUCGCCGGCGCCAAGAAGGCGACCGCGAGGGCCGCCCUCUCGAUGCUCGCCGCCUCGCCGAGGCGGCCGCCGCUGGCCGCGCCGGCGAGGCCGGAGGGGGUGGCAGCUAAGUUUCUCGUCGUUAACUAGGUAGUAGAAAGUUUGGUGAUAGUUGCAGUCGAAGCAACGUGUUUACCCGUCUGUACAUAAGUACUCUGAAUGACCGGCAUUUUCGCUGUUUGGUGGUCCAUUUCCACUGUCCGUGGUAAUUUGUUGGGUGAGCUUGUUGUAACAUAAAUCCACGAUUGAUGAGGUGGAUAGUUAGAAUGCUCAAUUAGAAAGUACGCCUCUUCCAGGA
Molecule: messenger RNA, 1012 nt
Organism: Oryza sativa Japonica Group (Japanese rice)
Lineage: Eukaryota; Viridiplantae; Streptophyta; Magnoliopsida; Poales; Poaceae
Product: protein OXIDATIVE STRESS 3
Source: RefSeq, a predicted model, not a curated record